UCGCGGCUGCGGUUGCGCUCGACGGCGGGCGGCGUCGUGAAAGGCCCGUGAAGGACGGCGGCGGUUGCGGGUCCGUGAGGGAGGGGCUGCUCCCGGGGCGUGUCGGUGUCGCGACAGGCGCGGAGCCAUGCCGUUCUGGGAGCUGCAGCGGCAGCUGGGCAUCGAUGUGGACCGGUGGCUGCUGCGGCAGAGCACGGCGCAGCCCUAUGGCAAGGCCGGGGCCUGUCACGCCUUCGAGCGGGAGUGGGUGGAGUGCGGGCACGGCCUGGGACAGACCCGCGCCCGCCGCGAGUGCCAGCCCGAGUACGAGGAUUUCAUGGAGUGCAUGCACCGCACCAAGCUGGCUAUGCGGCUGAGAACCAUCCUCGAGCAGAGGGACAAGAUGAUCAAGGAAGGGAAGUACACACCGCCUGACUACCACAAGGGCAAAGAGGAGCCGCGGCCUUGAUUCGCAGGGGAUGUGGCCGCUGGUCACCCGCAGAGUCAUUGACAUGGAACUCCUCUGGGAAGAAAACCCACGUCACAACUGGGUUACGCUGUAGUGGUGGGAUUGGGGCUGUGUGGGGGCCCUGCCCCUGCUGAAGGGGAGCACCACCACAUCAGGCAUCGCUUGGGCUAGUAAAUGUCUUCGGAACAGCG
Messenger RNA from Chroicocephalus ridibundus (black-headed gull), 639 nucleotides. It is a transcript of the gene NDUFS5, whose product is annotated as NADH:ubiquinone oxidoreductase subunit S5. The coding region runs from base 128 to 448 and encodes 106 amino acids. The transcript is spliced from 2 exons. The record is from RefSeq and is a predicted model, not a curated record. Lineage: Eukaryota; Metazoa; Chordata; Aves; Charadriiformes; Laridae. Gene Ontology annotation, biological process: mitochondrial respiratory chain complex I assembly.